CCACUAGGAUCGAAAUGCAGACAAAUUGAUUCUGAAAUCCUACUACCUAACACACGCGCGACAAAAAAAGAAAAAUCUAAGGAUAAGCCUUUAUUUCGUAUACAGACUUCGGUCGUAUCUAAACACGCGCAGCAUAAGCCACGAGGAGUUCGUUAUUCAGAAACUGAACUUGAUGUCGCUUCAUAUGAAUUCUUGACCGGCGGAAAGAGCAACUAUAAAGUUAGAAAGGAAAAUAUAAGUUUGCCCAGCAUCACCACCAUCAAAAGGCACGUAAAGAAACAUACCACAAGCACCCAAGAGGGUGUUUUGAUGAUCGAUAACUUACUAAACUACAUCGAAACUAACAACAACCCCAAAAAUGUUAUCUUAAGUGAAGAUGGAACAACGGUAUCGCCCAAUCCCGAAUAUGACCCUCGUUGUGACUCCAUUCGUGGCUUAGUUGCUCCGAUUGAUGAGAACGGAAUGCCUAAGCAAAAUUGUUUUAAAGCCGAUUCAGUUGAAAAUUUUGUUAACGACUUGGAUCAUUACGCGGUUGGAAACUAUCACUAUAUCAUUCUUGCAACGCCUAUGGCAGCCGGCGCUUCUCCGGUUUGUAUAUUUUACAUGUGCAGCGAUAAUAAAUUUAAACAUCAGACUUUUUUGAAACGAUGGAAGGUUAUCAAGGAGCAAUUAGCGAUAGUCGGAAUCGUUGUGAUCGGUUAUUCAUCGAAUGGAGACCCACGGCUGCUUACUGCCAUGACAAAAGAUGCCCAGUUUUUGAAUUCCACUUCUUCUAUAUUUGGACCGUACUUCAACAUAAUCAUAGAAAAUACUCCUGUGUCAUUUCAAGACUUUAUUCACCUUGUGAACAAAAUGCGCCACUCUUUAUUGAACCCCAACAAAACGAUGAAACUCGGCAAUUUUGAUAUCUCUUCAGCGUUUCUAAUUCAAAUGCUGGAAAUUGGACACAAAGCUAUACAUAAACUGAAUCCUUCUGAUUUAAACCAUGCCGAUAAAAUGAAAUUUGACCCUUCUGUUAAGCUGAUGAAAUUGAACCUUAUUAAUCAUUUAAAGGACACUGUCGAAGGAAGCGAUGGUGUAGUUGUUUACCUCCAGCUCAUGCGCCUUAUAUACUUAACUUUUAAUGAGAUUAACAUGGAACCCCUGAAACGCGUUGAAUGUAUUUGGACCGCCUUAUUUUUUGUCCGUGCAUGGCGAUGGAAAUGCUUGAAAGAGAGCAAUACUAUAAAGAAUUGUGUAACCGCUAACAUUUAUACAUCACUGGAACUAAACGCACACGGAAUUGUCAAAUAUAUGGUGAUGUGUCGAGAUCAAGAAGUACCAGAGGAGUUCAUAGUUCCUCAUCUCAAUAGCCAAUAUUGCGAAAUGGCCUUUCGAGAGCUCCGCUCGUUAACAACUGUUAACCACACCGCGGUGAACUUUACGAUAAAGCAGGUGGAGCAACGAAUGCGCACAGUUCAAAUGAAAUUGUUCAUCGCUCAUCGCAACAAACUGGAAAUAGCUUUUCCGAGCCUGAGGAAAGAAGAACAGAAAGCCCUUGAUACUGAGACGUUUGCCCUACCUAGCGAUAGUGAAAUUGCUACCGCUAUCGACAAAGCACAGCAAAAAGCUUUGGAUCUGCUACGGAGUAUCGGCUGCGCUGUUGAAGAACUGAAUUUCACCAACAGUAUUCGUAUUCCAGAUCCUGAUAUUCAAUUCGAGUUUGUUUCCGUUCAAUGUGAUGAUGUCGAAGAUAAUAAUUUGAACAAUGCUUCAGAAGACGAGCAGUUUGUAGAAGAAAGCGAGAAAAUUUUUGGCUUAGUAGGGGGGUGAAAUUAUUCUUAAAAACUGCUCAACUUCUGCUGAUAAGAACGUGUUCCGUAUAAGAGGAGCCAACAGAAAGAUCGUUAAUGUCAAAAAGUCAACCUUGCUUUGGCUAUUAACGUCUGGACGAUUCAAACGGUCUAAUGACCGAAUGCGACGUUUCUAUACUACAAGACUUCCGGCAGGCUCGUGCAUAAGAAACAAUAAUGUGUUACAUAUGUGUUAAUAAACAUCGCUUAUUUGGAGAAAAUCCAUUGUUUUAUUCAUGAAGUAUGAAAACAGAAAAAAAUAAAAAAACAGUUAGUUUAAGAGCAACCACACUUUCAAAAACGUCUUAUUAAACCUUUUUGAGGAGAUUUAAAGAUAAUUCUGCGGAAGUGUCAAAAACAUGGAAGCAAAAGUUGUGUUCUGAAAGGUGGUCCGCGGAAAAAUCGAUUUUAAGCCCCGGAAAAGGGCAGGAAAGUGAGCAAGAAGCAGCCGUGGCUGACUGGUUACGAUUUUCGCUUUGUAAGCGAAUGAUUCUGGGUUCGAUUCCCAUCUGCUCCCAACGAAAAAAUUAAAGAAAUAUGAAUUUACGAAACUCUAAACAUGAAUGAAAAAUCAAAGUCGCUCGAACUGGGGAUCGAUUCUCCGUCCUUUGGAUUGGUUGGUAGAAUUAGGAAUACUAUUACUACAAACUAUAUUCGCGCUGGGCCUUUGUCCAUUUGACAAGGGCUCGGAAGUUCUAAAUAACGUUUGAAUCCGAUUGAUGCAAACGUUCUUCAGAGCGGAGUUUGUCGAUUCAAGCUGAGGUACCUCGCGCAUGGCUAGCCUGCGUAGAAAUGGAUCACCGA
Molecule: messenger RNA, 2636 nt
Organism: Culex pipiens pallens (northern house mosquito)
Lineage: Eukaryota; Metazoa; Arthropoda; Insecta; Diptera; Culicidae
Exons: 4
Source: RefSeq, a predicted model, not a curated record